This is a messenger RNA of Brassica rapa (field mustard), 780 nucleotides long. RefSeq lists its product as uncharacterized. The record is from RefSeq and is a predicted model, not a curated record. NCBI's taxonomy places the organism in Eukaryota, Viridiplantae, Streptophyta, Magnoliopsida, Brassicales, Brassicaceae.
AUGGAUGAUUGGUAUUCAUACCAUGGCGUGCCAAAGAAAGAAAAGCUGAGCCAUGCCAUCAAACAACUCACCGGAAGUGCAGACAAAUGGUGGAAAGGUGUAGAUAGUGCAAGAUGGAAGAGUCAAAGAGAGACUAUCAAAACGUGGGAAGAUCUUAAAGAGGCCAUGAUCAGGAAGUAUGUAUCCUCACUUCCAACACCAGAUAUUAGAGAAAGGUACCCAAGGAGGUUUUCAAGCCAUGGGUCCAAAGAGGCAAAGAGAGUGGUGCCACAACAAGGCCAUAGAAGCUUGAUCCAUCAAGAUCAGAUUCGGCCAAACCAGGGGCACACGGUUUUCUAUGAUCAAUCCCAACCUUAUGAGGUCCCAAAGACCAUGGAGAGAAAGAACUUUGUCAGCCAAGACACUCCAAGAGACAAGGAGAUUUUAAACCCAAAGGAAGAAGACCCAUCAAGCCAAGGUGUUGUAACAGGAAUUAAAGAGCAUGAAUUCAAAGGAGAAGAGCCACCAGGCGCCACACCAGUGACGAACCAGGAGAAGGUUCAAGACACAAUGCAGUUCAUGUUGCUUAAAGAAGCAAAACCAAGAGUAAAUAUGAAAGCUAUUUUCUUACUGAAGUUCCAAGGAAAGAACCAGACCAUAAGCCCAGCCAUGAACCACCUCACAAGUGGAAGUCUAGUGUUGAACAAUGUGUUCAAAUGCCAAGACUUAAGGUUAUACAGUUUCAAGGUCGAAACCUUUUCAAGGGGGAGGGAAUGUUGCGGCCAGCAAUUCAGCAGCUGA